This is a messenger RNA of Eupeodes corollae, 2087 nucleotides long. RefSeq lists its product as uncharacterized. The record is from RefSeq and is a predicted model, not a curated record. The coding region runs from base 1300 to 1983 and encodes 227 amino acids. NCBI's taxonomy places the organism in Eukaryota, Metazoa, Arthropoda, Insecta, Diptera, Syrphidae. Gene Ontology annotation, cellular component: neuron projection. Gene Ontology annotation, biological process: G protein-coupled receptor signaling pathway. The transcript is spliced from 6 exons.
ACAGCAUCUUCUAACAAUAGCGCUCUGUAAAGUAAAAACAAAACGUGUCCUUUUUAUCCAAACUACCAUCUUUGGUUUUCUUAUUUUGUUAGUUAACUCUCAACGUAAGCUUCAUCAGACUCAACAAAAAUAAAGGACGGAGAGACAAUAAAAGCAUUUAUACCUGACAAAACCAAAAACGUGUCCUGUCCGCACGUCCUUUUUGAUUACAAUACUAAGUUUAUGAAAACAUUCACAUUUACGCUAAUGGCGGUACGCGACGCGACUUAAUAGUAUUCCGUAUCCGGGUAUUAUUUGAAUUAACGGCUUAAUUCAAUUUGUGUUUUCUUUUUUUGUUCAAACAUAAGAGCAAAGUUUUUAUAUGUGUUUAGGUUUAGUGAAGGAAAAAAUAAUAAUAUAAAAAAAAGUGAUAAAGUCAGUUUUCCAUAAUUGAAAAAUUGUGUAUCGUCAAUUAAAAAAAAAGUAUGCAACAUGCAUCUUCAUGAAAAGGUAUAUGCAGCUUCAGUUGAGGGAGGCAUUUCUCCUGGAAAAAUAAAUUAAAGUUUAAAGAUAAAAUAAAAUAUUAAGAAAAUAAAAAAAUAAAUAGAAAAUCCACUCUGUCGCUCAUAAAUACAAAAAAUAUAUAUAGAUCAAUUUAUAUUUAUCCACGUACAUAAUAUUUAUGAAUAAAGUGAACACAAGUGACAAAAUCGUCGUCGUCGAAAUCACAAAUUACUCCGGCAGCACAAAACUAAGAUACAAAUCAAAUAUUAUGCGAUGGCUUCGUAUAUUACCAGCGGCAAUAAUUCCUUAUGACAACUUCAAUGGCGAUAGGCAACUGAAACUGAAACAUCUACUCAGGGAGCAGCUAAAUAUUUAUGAUAAAAAAUACAGGAUAACAUAUUGUAUUGGAUCGUUAUUGCUAUUAUUUUUCGUCCCAACAACACCGUGGAGUGUGGUAAAUGUAAACGUAAACGUAAACGUGAGGAAUUCGACAAAAAAGAGUACUACACAAUCUGGAACCACAUCGUCGUCAUCGUCGUCGUCGUCCUCGUUUUUGUGCUCGUCCUUGUCAUCAUCGUUGUCGUUGUCAACAACAACAACAACUAUAAAUAGGAUCCCUAGAGUCACUAGACAUCCUGCGUAAACUUAUUAUAUAAUUUUGUCUUGGUUUUGUUGUUUCCUUGAAAAAGCAAAAAAAAUAUUUUGUUGUUGUCCUUGUUUUAUUUUAUAAAUUCGAGAAUAAAAAAAAAGCUGCAGAAAACAUAAAUACCCUUGUGUGUAUGUGUGGAUUACUAUCGGUUUAAGGAUAUCACAAUAAUGUUGACCACUCAUCACUUGCACAGUCAUCAUCAUCAUGCUCCCACAACAUUGGAAUUGGAGAAAAUUACGAAUUUAAGCACGCUUAUCGUUGAAAUUAACAGUCAAGUAGCAUUAUUUCGAGACAUGCUAAUCCACGUUGGCCAAUCAAAAGACUGUCCUGAAUUACGUGAAAAAAUUCGAAAAUUACGAAGAUCCUGCAUCGAAGCCUGCAAACAUACUGUGCAGAUAAUAAUGCCACAAGUCAAAAGUGCCGUUGCUGAUGGCAUCUUAACGGACAAUCCACAUCUCGUCCUGCUGUUCUAUCUAUCGCAAUUAUUCUUACGUGAAUUAGUUAAGAGCUACCGUCUUAUACAAGUAGUACCAAUGGAUAUGUCUGGUUAUUAUGAAAACCGUGCUGGUCCGUCGAAUCUUGGCAACGUAAUAAGUCAAAUUCUACUUUGUAAACAAAUAACACCCGAUUUCAAUCAGGAAGAAUUGUGCAGUAUAACGAAGGACUCACAGGAAAUUGCUAUGCUUCUGGCAGAAAUGCAAGAAUAUAUGCCUCAGCAUGAAACGUAUCUGGAAAGAAAUGCUGCUCUUUCCAAUGACGCAAAUGGACCAUGGCCAGCGAAACGAAGACGAAAUUCAAUUUACAAAAAUAUGGGACUUCUCUGCUGUGUAUCUCGACCAAAUUAUCUCUGAAACGAGACCUAGCAUUAGAUGCACUCAGUUGUAAUCUAAUAAAUAGGUAAUAAAAAGUAAAACAAAAUGAAAAACAAAUCAUCAAAAAUAUAAUCAUUAUUCAU